This is a messenger RNA of Saccostrea echinata, 1770 nucleotides long. RefSeq names its product inositol 2-dehydrogenase-like. Lineage: Eukaryota; Metazoa; Mollusca; Bivalvia; Ostreida; Ostreidae. Gene Ontology annotation, cellular component: cytoplasm. The transcript is spliced from 8 exons. Bases 13 to 1032 code for a protein of 339 amino acids. Gene Ontology annotation, molecular function: nucleotide binding; oxidoreductase activity. Gene Ontology annotation, biological process: NADPH regeneration. The record is from RefSeq and is a predicted model, not a curated record.
CCCUCAACAAAAAUGGUGUCUAAAGUAAAUUUUGCAUUGUUUGGUUUCGGGAAUAUGGGUUUGGCUCACAUGAAGAAUAUUCUGACAUCCCCCAGGGCAGCAGUGAAGUGGGUAGUCAGGAACAAAAUUGAGGAGGCUAAGAAGUUUGUUCAGGAUUACAACCUAGCAGCCCGGUGUACGACUCCUGACAGUUUGGAAGGACUGUAUAAUGAUCCAGAAGUGAAUGCAGUACUGAUUUGUUCCCCUACUUCUACACAUGAGCCAUUAAUCAGGGACUCUCUACUGGCAGGGAAAGCUGUGUUCUGUGAGAAACCUAUUACAGAUGCUAUAGAUUCUACAGCAGCGUGCUAUGAUUUAGCAGAAAAACAAAAGAAGGCAUUGUUCAAUGCAAUGCAUAGGAGGUUUGAACCAAAUUUUCGGAGUGUUCGAGAGAAGAUCAUGAAAAAGGAAUUGGGCAAUCUCCGUCUGAUUAAGCUUACAAGCAGAGAUUUGGCUCCUCCUCCUAUUUCGUACAUUAAAACUUCAGGUGGAAUUAUUUAUGACUCCACAAUACAUGACCUUGACAUGUCCUUGUGGCUAGCCGGUUCUGAACCAGAAUCUGUGUAUGUGAGUGCCUCAGCAUUUGACCCCAGUAUUGCCAGUUGUGAUGACUAUGACCAGGUGUUGGUUACCAUUAAAUUCAAAAAUGGAGUUGUGUCUUCUGUGGAGAAUGGAAGAGUGGCUCCGUAUGGUUACGACCAGAGGUUGGAGGUUCUAUGUGACAAAGGUAUGAUAAGUGUUGAGAAUAAGACAUCCAACUUGAUUACGGAACACCUUGCUGGUGUGACUUCUGCUCCCAGGAUAGCUGACCACUUCACCAGCAGGUACCCCCAGGCAUACGCUGCCGAGUUGGAGCACUUUCUGGAUGUAUUGCAAGGAAAAGCAGAAUUACAGGUCAAGAAAGAGGACACACUGAAUGCCAUGCGAUUGGUCCGAGCCUGUCAAAAAUCUAUCGCAGCUAAAGGACCAGUUACCAUAGAAACAGAAGUCUGAUAGUAGGUGUAAUUAGGUUAAAAAAGAGUUUAUUUGUAUAAAUUUUGUCUUUCAAUUAAUUUUUUAAAAUCAUAUAUAUAAAAUUUUAGAAUGCAGUUUUCCAUAUUAUACUGGUAUAUGUAGCAAACAUUUGCCUUUUUAUGCAGGCUCUGAACUUAAUGAGUUAUGAAUAUGAUGAUUAUGAAUAAUAAUGUUAUGCCCUGUUCACACGGAGAGUUUAAUUCGAAUUAAACGUAAGUUACUGCGAAUUAAAUUUGAUCCGCGUUCACACGGAGAAUUUAAUGCGAAUUAGUUUAAUUCGAAUUAGUUUACUGCGCAUUAAAUUACUUCGCAUUAGCUCUGUGUGAACGCUAAGCGAAGCUAAUUCGAAUUAAAUUUUGACGCAUGCGUAAGUGCAGAAUUAAGUCACAGGUCACAUGUCGAUGAUCAAAUAUACAAUGUAGGUACUUGUGCUAUUUUUGAGUGGAAAACAAAGGAAAAUUAUGUUAAUAACUAAAAUGUGUACCUGUAGACACUGACAUUAUGUCAAAUGUAUAUUUGCUGGGCACAAUAUGACGUGAUUUGUAAAUGACGUCAUAAUAGCCUCACUGAAUAGCCUUGUUGUAGAAAUAAAAUUAUAAUUCGCAUUAGUUUACUUCGCAUUAGCUGUCGUGUGAACGCAAUUUAAUUCGCAUUAGUUUAAUUCGCAUCAUUUUACUUCGCAUUAAUUUACUGCGAAUUAAACUCUCCGUGUGAACA